CUAUUUGGUCUUCCCGCGUGUUGGUGCGGGUUUAUAAGUGUACCCACGGAUUCGGGGCUCCAUCUCAAAACCAAACCAUGCUGACCGGGCGGGAAAGCUUGCUUAGGGUUAUUGGCAAACGACGCCGCUUCCUGCCGAACCGCCAAAUCGUCUCCGCCUCUACUUCCGCCUCCACCUCCGCCCCCACCUCCGCCUCCCUGGUAAGUAUUCAACUCAAUGUCCUUUCGUAUUUUUCUUUUCAUUUCUCAAAGAUCCGCAAAGCUAUGUGUAUCUGUGAAAUCGUUGAGAGAGACGCUGUGGAGAAGGGAUCUGACUGUGGCGGUGUUGCGGCGGAAUCUGUCAACUGUCCUGUCUGUGAUGCCCUACUUCCCAGCCUGGAUAGUACAAUCAUCAAUUCUCAUUUAGAUUACUGUCUUGCUAAAGGAAGGAAACGGAAACUGAGCCAAGUUACACUUCUUCAAUUGAACUUCUCCAGGUCCAAAAUUAAAGUGAACUCCAUUUCGCAAGCAGAUAAACAAACUGAAGUUAUUCCAACUGAACCUAAUAGGAUUAUCUCUUCUGAUACAUUUAAUAAUUCGAAUGAGUUGGAUAGUUCUAAGGAGUUUGUUGAUAACAGCCACUCGAUUUCUUUGAGAAACAAUCAGUUAAUAAGAUGCACAGAAAAUUUGGUAGCCAACGCCAACGCCACUGCCAAUGACAACUUUAUCUCACCGUUAUUUCUCCCGGGUAUUAAGGAGGAAUGUUUGGACGAUUGUGACAUAUGGAAGGUAUUUAUUCCAACUUCCAUUGUUGGCCGUAGAUAUGGAAGUAGAGAGGAGUUAGUUCCUGAAUCAAGGAUACGCCUCUCUAGAGACCCUGAGAAUGUUAAGGAUCGAAAUGCUAUCAAGGUACAUUAUGUGGAUUGUGAAGAUGAUAACAUGCUUGGUUAUAUACCGAGGGAAUUAGCAAAGUAUCUCUCUCCUCUAAUGGACAAAUUCCACUUGAACUUUGAGGGCAGUAUUACCUCCCUACCGAAAGAUUUACGAGCUGCUGUACCAAUUCAGAUAGUAUGCAAAAAUGUGGAAUUAUGUGACGAAAUAGAUUCCAACAACAAUCAAGAAUUUAAGUCUUUAUGGAGAGAUGUUUUACAUGUUGUUGAACUUGCGAGGACUAAUCCCUCUGGGAUGACCAGGUAUCAGCAUAACUUGGCACUGCUUAUACAGGAGGUUUUAAAGAGUAACUCACAUCUUUUUACGAACAACGAAAUGUCUUUCUUAGAAUCAUACGACUCAUUUCCAGAUGAUAGUAAGAGACUUUUUGCUCGGCUCUACACGCGCAAAGGACCCUGGUUUCGAAUGUCUAAUAUUUCAUACCCUGAGAUAGCUAAUAACCACCAAGCGAUAAAAGAACUUGUAGAAGCAGGAUAUUUAUGUUCCUUCCCAUUGCCGAAUAAGCUAGAAGACAACAACUUAGAGGAGGUUUUGGACGUACUUAACAUUGAUGAGCUACGAGAAGCUUUGCGAGUACUUAAAAAGAAAUGCAAUCAUGGUACACGAAAGCAAGACCUCAUUAAUUUGCUUAUAUCUUUAAGCAAGGAUGGCCACUGUUCAGAGCUCCAAAGUUUUGUUUUAGCAACAACCGGCUCCUGUGUUAAAGUAUCUCCUUUGGCCGAAUCUCUAAUAUGGCGAGCUGAGAGGCUUUUCUUCCUUAAUGGGGAGCAGGACCUGUCAGCGUUUUUACUUGUGGAUUUAGGCAUUGUGAAAUAUCCCGCUUACAGAUGUAUAAUCUCAGAGCAAAUCUUUUCAGUUAGGAGUGAGUUGCUUUCUUAUGAAGAGGCUAUUGAAAUUUCACAAGUGAUGGUUGAAUCUCUUGAUGAGAAUAACUCUGAGCUGGUCUUAGGAUGCAUAGACAAAUCUGUCUCAAGCAUUUCAAUUUCUUCGAAAGAGAGCAAAUCUUCAACUUGUGGAUCAAUGUCUGCUUUUUUAUCGCACUUUUCGGCCUCAUGGGUCUACUCUAAGGCGGUCUUACUGGGUGUUUCCUUUUUUGAGCGUGAAAAGAGGUACAUUGACGCCAUUAAUCUACUCAAACAGCUGCUAAAUACAUUCACUUGUGAUAGAAGAAGGGGAUAUUGGUCUUUAAGGCUUUCUGUUGAUUUGGAACAUCUUGGUCGUGUAGAUGACAGCUUGCAAGUGGCGGAAGAUGGUUUACUCGAUCCAUGGGUUCGUGCUGGCACAAGAAUAGCUCUACAAAGAAGAGUACUACGGUUAGGGAAACCUCCUAGGCGCUGGAAAAUACCAAGUUAUUCCAAUUCUGUUAAGAGGAAGAUUUUCGAGGUUCAUAUUCAAGGAAGACCGUUGAAUUGUAAAACAGGGAUGAAGAGCGUAUUUUAUGGUGAAGAUGGAGAACGAUGUGGAGUGGAACAGCUUGCGUUACAAUAUUAUGCUGGGGAGGGAGGCGGUUGGAAAGGUGUUCACACAGAGAGUGGGAUUUGGCUAACUAUUUUCGGGAUCUUGAUGUGGGAUAUUCUGUUUGCUGAUGUACCAAAUGUCUUCCGCACCAAAUUUCAGACUGCACCACUGGAUUUGGAGACUGAUAGUUUCUACGAAGCAAGAAAGAGCCUAAUAGAAGCACUCCUCGACAAAAUUGUUAACGGCAUGGCAGAAGAGAUACUCAUCACCGGGUGGGAAUCACACGUAGGAACAGCCUGCCGAGGCGUGAACUGGGAGAAGCACUCAUUGGCCGAUCUUCGAGCUGCCGUAAAAUGCAUAGGCGGCUCUUGCCUUGCGUCAAUAUGCCGACACCUGGCGCAAGAUUACAGGAGCUGGUCUAGUGGUAUGCCUGAUCUGCUUGUUUGGCGUCUCCAUGACUGCUAUAGUGGUGAAGCGAAGCUCGUGGAAGUAAAAGGCCCAAGGGAUAGACUUUCCGAGCAGCAGCUUGCGUGGUUGCUAUUUUUAAUGGACUGCGGCUUUAAUGUUGAGGUCUGUAAGGUAACUCCGGCUCUUCCUGUAGAAACGUGAUAUACGUUUGAUUUCGUACGAGGCUGUCUCGUUUGAUAUAAGUUAUUACAACCACUUGACUAGUACAGUAUGAUUCUAUAUAUACAUAUAUAAACAUCAUUGUUUGGGAAAACGAUUGAUACGGACACGAUGAAUUGGUCCGAGUCUCUACUUCGUCUACUUUUUUUUCAUUCCUGAAAGACAACGGGAUGAUUUGUUAGGAUGCUUAAAAUGGCUCUAUGUAUUUAAGAGAAUUUUAUUAUAUAUAUAUUUUUGUGUGAAUAUUGAUAUUGUCAGUUUAUUUAUAUUAUUUUUUCUUUUUA
This is a messenger RNA of Erythranthe guttata (spotted monkey flower), 3298 nucleotides long. Lineage: Eukaryota; Viridiplantae; Streptophyta; Magnoliopsida; Lamiales; Phrymaceae. The record is from RefSeq and is a predicted model, not a curated record.